AUGCACUUUCAAUCUCCGCCAUUGGCGACUCUGAUCCACUUGGGGCUGCUCCUGGGAGCCUCUGCCAGCCCUGCACCUGAUCAUGCACUGCAACAAUUGAUGCGGAUCCCUGCAAGUAAUCGCCAAGAUGUGUUUGGGAGUUCCCCUUACACUCCAGGGCAUCGAGACCCGUUCGACCACAAGAUUGACUCGGUCGGCGAGGGCCGUGAACCAUUGCCGUUCCGUAAUGGCGACGGAGCGACCGUCCAGGGCCCGCGAAACAAAGAUCGCGAGCGUCAGAACCCCGAUCUCGUUCGCCCUCCGAGCACCGAUCAUGGCAGUAUGUCAAAUAUGAGGUGGAGCUUUGCCGACUCGCAUACACGUAUUGAGGAAGGCGGAUGGACUCGCCAGACGACAAUCCGCGAAUUGCCUACUAGUCGCGAACUAGCAGGAGUGAAUAUGCGCCUGGAGGAAGGCGUGAUUCGAGAAUUACACUGGCAUACCGAAGCUGAGUGGGCAUAUGUCCUCGCAGGUCGAGUUCGAGUUACUGCACUUGAUCCAGAUGGAGGCAGCUUCAUGGAUGACCUCGAAGCUGGGGAUCUGUGGUAUUUCCCCGCAGGGCAUCCGCACUCCCUGCAAGGACUCAGUCCCAAUGGCACAGAGUUUCUCCUUAUAUUCGAUGAUGGCCACUUCUCCGAAGAGUCUACCUUUUUGUUGACCGACUGGAUGGCACACACAUCCAAGGCUGUGCUAGCGGAAAACUUCCGCCUACGUCCUGAUACAUUCAAGUCAAUUCCGACUUCGGAAAAGUACAUUUUCAAAGGAUCAAUGCCGGACAGUAUCGAAAAUGAGAAGCCGCGUGGCUUCCGUCAAUCCAAAUUGCGCUUCACGCAUCACAUGCACGCACAGGUCCCGAUUCAUACCUCCGGAGGCCGAGUGCGAAUCACAGACUCUACCAACUUCCCCAUCUCGAAGACAGUGGCGGCAGCCCACCUAGAGAUCGAGCCCGGUGCGCUUCGAGAGAUGCAUUGGCACCCAAAUGCAGAUGAAUGGAGCUACUUUAAGAAAGGUCGUGCACGAGUUACAAUUUUUGCCGCGGAGGGUAACGCCCGGACAUUUGAUUACAUGGCUGGUGAUGUUGGCAUUGUUCCCCGAAAUAUGGGGCAUUUUAUUGAGAAUUUGAGUGAUGAUGAACCCUUGGAAGUACUUGAGCUCUUCCGUGCGGAUAAAUUCCAGGAUUUCUCGCUAUUCCAAUGGCUGGGAGAGACGCCAAGACGGAUGGUUGCAGAGCACAUAUUUGCAUCCGACCCUGAUGCUGCAAAUGCUUUCUUGAAACAGAUUGAAGGAGCCCAGAAGGAUCCUAUAAAGGACACUGGCUCUUAA
Messenger RNA from Penicillium cataractarum, 1362 nucleotides. Its product is annotated as Oxalate decarboxylase OxdC. The transcript is spliced from 4 exons. Lineage: Eukaryota; Fungi; Ascomycota; Eurotiomycetes; Eurotiales; Aspergillaceae. Gene Ontology annotation, biological process: oxalate metabolic process. The record is from RefSeq and is a predicted model, not a curated record. Bases 1 to 1362 code for a protein of 453 amino acids.